AUGCGAAGGACACUUAGACAAUUAACAGUGACUGUAGGACCUAUUCUCUUUCAACUUCAGCUGCGGUUCGCUGAGAUUCAAUUUCAGUAUAAAUCAUUAGAGAAUGAAGAAGGAAGUAAUGAAAGCUCUCCUGGAAUGACACUGCCAAUAGCAAUGAAUAGACCAUCAUCAGGAACUACUACACCUAUACCUCAACCACCAUCUAAUAUACCAUCUUAUAUACAACCACAACAAUCAUACUUGAGAGAUAGAAGGCAAUAUGAUGAAGAAGAAAAUGUCACAUAUGCCCCUGAUUAUGAACAAAAUAUCUUAUUUGGAUAUACCAAUUAUGAUGAUGAAACAUUACAGGAAACAUCUUUCUUUGACAAUGCAAAUGAAUUAGAAAGAGGAGGAACCCCAAGUAGAAUACCUCGAAGAGUUACAUUUAAUACAAGUAAUGAUAGGAGAUCUCCAUCUCCUGUUAGGGUAGAAAAUGUUCAACAAUUAGUAGCCUCAACAUUAUCUAGUAAUCAAUCGUCAAGGCCAUCAAAUUUAAGGAUAACGACUCUAUCAGUAAGAAAUACAAAUAGUGAAUCAUCAUUAGGAAAUCCUUAUAAUUUUUCUCAAGCAACUCAAUAUAGUCGUAUAUUUGACCCCUUGGUACCACUUGAUCCUUUCCGAAAUAACAAUUCAUCUAUAACCUUCAGUUUUACAACUGCAAAUUGGCAACCAGUAAAUAACCGUUGGCUUAGAAGUAACUCAAGUAACAGAGGAAAUAAUACAAUGGGACAUCAAAAUGUAAUUACCAAAGGAACCUUACGGUCAAUAACGGUAGCUCAACCAAAUAAUACGCAUCAACCGUCAAAUUAUACAAAUACCUCUCAGCCUAUGCCUACAUCUCAAUCAGUUAUAGUAGCAGUAGGAGGGAACAAUGACAAUGCUUACCUUCAAGUUAUACAAGGACUAGCAGGAUGGCUUCAAGGACAAUAA
This is a messenger RNA of Funneliformis caledonium, 969 nucleotides long. NCBI's taxonomy places the organism in Eukaryota, Fungi, Glomeromycota, Glomeromycetes, Glomerales, Glomeraceae. The record is from the annotation of a GenBank genome assembly.